Danaus plexippus (monarch butterfly) is the source of this 654-nucleotide messenger RNA. RefSeq lists its product as uncharacterized. Lineage: Eukaryota; Metazoa; Arthropoda; Insecta; Lepidoptera; Nymphalidae. The coding region runs from base 134 to 502 and encodes 122 amino acids. The transcript is spliced from 4 exons. The record is from RefSeq and is a predicted model, not a curated record.
CGGCGGACGACGUUAUACAAAGAGUUCAGACGUCGCGCGCGUUACUUGCUCACUCAACUAACUUACGACGUGACCAGAUUCAUCACUGAACAUUAAGAGGUGUUAUUAUUGUGACUUUGAAACUGAUGAUAUCAUGAUGCAGUCUUUGGCGUUACUCUUGAUGGCCUUAUCUGCAGUACUGGCUGCUCCUGCCCUUGUACCAGCUCCGCUAGUUGAUGAUGAAUAUCCUCUCGCGGAGAGGAGAGAAUAUGCGGAUCAAAUAAUCGUGCCUCAGAAGCGAGCAGCUUUGGUUCUGGACCGUUUGCUGAUAGCUCUUCAGAAAGCUCUCCAUGAUGAGGCAGUGGGGCAGCGUUUAGAGACUGACCGCGAAGGUCCCCGGACAGCGCCGCUACGAAUAGCCAAUUUUGACAACAAUGACGUGUCAGGGCUUCAGAGACGGGGUCAGGGCACAGGCCGAGGGCGGGUACUGCGAUGCUACUUCAACGCCAUCACUUGCUUUUAACUUUAAUGCCAUUUUAAUAUAUUCAUACGUUAUCCUAUUAAAAUAUUAUCAUAUGUAAUUUCGAGUAAACAUUAUUCUACUUGGCUGCAAAACUAACGCAUAUCUAAGCAAUCCUUGUUGUUAAUGAAUUAAUGUAUGAUUAUAUUACGACG